AGAAACUACUUCGCCGUCGUAAACCCGUGAAAACAGACGCGGCCGGCCGCCUGAACCGUUGCUGAGUCGGGUUGCGAAUUAAAGGUCAUAAACUGGUGUGCGUGAGUGACCUUUUCCUUACGCGGAUGUUUGCUUGAUGGAAGGCGUGUAAAUAAAUGCUUCCUGAAGGCAUGCCAUCAUUGCACGAGCUGUCAUUGGUCAGGUGCACAUUCGAGACUGGUUGAGAGGAGUUGCUCCUAGCUAAAAGAGGUUAGGCUUGCAUGGUAAUGAAGGUAUGGAUGAUCCUUGCCUUGGUUGUUGAACUACCUUUUCACUUGAUACAAGAACGUUAUCAGACACAAGAAAAUGUCUGGUAGCUUGCAUUUAUCAUACUUAGCCUAUAUUGUAUUAGCCUUGUAACCAUGGGAAUCCUCUGAGUUAUUCUGUAAUCAGGGUUCAGGAGUUGAAAGUAGCUUUAUUUUGUCGUAAGACACCUUCCUCACAUACCAAGAAUUUGAAACCAGAAAAGAGGAAAAGCUUUUAUCUUACAUAUAGAGAAAACAUGUCAAGUAUUCAGGGUCUGCCACCAUUACCAAAAAGUCUCAGUGGCCUGAUCAAUUUUGCUGGACGUCGAGAAGGCAGCGGUGGAGCAAACGAACCAGGUGGAAGGGAUCACUACAGUCCUCCUGUGAGGAACAACACCGAUCGUUUCAGUCCUCCUGCCCGGGCAGAUUCGCGAACUGAGUCAAGGAUGGAUUCCAGACCAGAAUCUGCUCGUUCACAGUACUCUGGGGUUGGUUAUGGAGCCAGUGCCUUUGAACCAUACUAUGCAAAUGGGUCAGCACAAGGGUUUUCUCCCAGAUCCUCACCUCGGAGCCAUUCGUCCUCGCCGAGAAACCAGACUGCCUGUACAUCUGGCAACAAAACUCACAGUCCAAGAGGCAGCCCACCUGUACCUGGUUCUAUUACUGGUGUCAAUCCAAGGCUAAGCCCAGCGCAUGCUCCAACCAAACACCGUAGAGCAUCGACUCUGGACUCCCAGCUAGCAGUGUUGAGAAAAGAAAUGGUUGGUUUGCGUCAGCUGGACAUGUCACUUCUUUGUCAACUGUGGUCUCUAAAUGAAUCAAUUCAAGAGUUCAAACAGUUGGUUAAUGAACGUACGGUAGCUGGCCUUGACUGGGGGGGAGGUGAUACAUCAGCUGAAGAUACAGAUGAUUAUUAUGGUAUUCCAGUUCGACGACCAAAUCCCUAUCUUCACCCAGUUCCUGAACAGUAUCCACAACUCUCACCAUCAUCUUCAGAAUCUAGCUUAGAAUAUGGAAACAUAUAGGAACAAGGAUUUAUUGUUUGGUGGUAUCAACAAAUGUAAUUAACAGUACAUGCAGUAUAUGUUUGAUAUACUGUGCAUUUGUUUCUCCUCCACAAGAGGCAGGCCUCAUGUACUAUGAGUUGUUGAUAGAAUGCAUGUUGUAAGUUAGAUUUUGAGCUCUUAAGAGGUAAAUUUAAAGUGUAUAGUGGUGGUAAAAAUUGUUAGAUAUGUCUGUAUUCCAAAUUAGAGUUUACACACUUCAACUCCUGAACCCUGUUGGUUGUAUGUAAAACAGUGUGCAUGCAUAUACCUUUACAAGGUAACUUAUCAGUGGUACUUACAAAUAUAUUGAACUUAGAAAUAGAGAAGUAGCAUAGGUGCUGAGCAGCACAAUUUGUUAACAGUCAUGGAGAAACGUGCUAGGAAGGUGCCAUCUUGGCUUGAAGCUACGGGUGAUAAGAAAAUUUCCGAAGGUGCAAAGUUAGCAUUUACAAGUCAACCUAGAACUGUCUUUUAUGUUAUGAGUCCCAAGGAACUUAAGGAAGUUUCUGAAGCUAUUUUGAAUGAAGAAAAGCUAAAGCGGGAUCAAGAGGGCAAGUCAUGUCAAAACUCAUAAGUGAAAGAAUUUUUUAAAAGUAAAUUUGGUGCAUUAUAGUUACAAGGUUUUGUUUUUAGUCAUGUUAUUCAUACAUAAAUCAUUCCACAUUAUGGUUAUGAGAAACAUUCUUGUAUAGAAUUCCAUUGUAUUAGUUAGGUAUUGUAUCCUAGUGUAAAUAUGUGAUUGAUUUAGAAUUCAGUCCCAUGAGUGCAAUACAGUUUUAACAGAGCACAAAAUUCCAUGUAUGCUCCUAAGGUGUUUCAGGUCAAACACCUUGCAUUAAAGUGAUAAGUAUUAUUCCAUUUUUUAGAAUUAUUGUAUUAUUUUUGUCUAGUUUCCACGUUAUGUACCUGUAUUUUUUUUUAAAUAUAGCAUCUUUAAAUGCG
Molecule: messenger RNA, 2272 nt
Organism: Macrobrachium nipponense
Lineage: Eukaryota; Metazoa; Arthropoda; Malacostraca; Decapoda; Palaemonidae
Exons: 4
Coding region: 542-1309 (255 amino acids)
Source: RefSeq, a predicted model, not a curated record